This is a messenger RNA of Pieris rapae (cabbage white), 1396 nucleotides long. RefSeq lists its product as uncharacterized. The record is from RefSeq and is a predicted model, not a curated record. Bases 21 to 1316 code for a protein of 431 amino acids. Lineage: Eukaryota; Metazoa; Arthropoda; Insecta; Lepidoptera; Pieridae. The transcript has 9 exons.
UAUGAUAAUUGACUAAAAAAAUGCCGAAGUCAAUGAGUGAUGACGCGAAAGAUAUAAUUUUAAAUGUUUUGGCUUUUAUGAGAGAGGAAAAGCGGACCCAAACUCUGUUGAUACCAAUAGUAAGAUUAUUUGAUCGCGUAGCAGCGGCUACAGGAGUGAAUCAGUCGUCAGUACGUCGUUUGGUUAAGGAAAGGGAUCAAGCAAAUGAAUCAGUCAAUGUUUCUGCAAAAAGGGUGUCUGCAAUAAGAGAAUCUGACACAGAAAAAUCUACCCCAGGAAAAAGAAGAAAUAUGGGUAAGGACGAGAAAGAAGAUAGCGGCUUCGGUUUCAAGGACAAGGCGAAAGCGGAGGAGACCCUUCGGCUAUUAGAAGAGCACGACAUGAACUAUCGCCGUCUCACAGUCCGCGGGUUACUCGGACGGGCGAAGAGGGUACUCUCAUUAACAAAAGCAGAAGAAAAAAUUAAGAAUAUCAAGGAAGCUAUGGAGGUAUUUGAGAAUUGGAUCGCGGAAUUGGACAAGAAUAAAGAAGGGACACAGAAAAAGCCUGUCAAGAAGGAUAAAGAAGAUAAGAGAGAUGCUAAGGACGAUAGUGAUUCGGAUGUUGAUAUGGAAGAAUCGAAAGAGAAGAAAGCGAAGAAGGAACUUCCUCCCGACACGGUUCCAGGGCUCGGGUUUAAAGAUAAGGAAGCAACAGAUAACACAUUAAGAGAGCUCGAAGGCCGUGAUCCCGAUUAUCAAAAGCUAGCUGUCAGAGGUCUUAUUGGAAGAGCAAAGAGAGUUUUGACAUGUACUCGUGAUGAAACAAAAAUAGCCAACAUAAAAGAGUCAAUAUCGAUUUACGAGAAGUUUCUCGAUGAUUUUGAAACUCAACAUUUAAGUAAGCAAAAUAAUCCUUACCUACCACUUGGGAUUGUCCGUACUUGCCUCCGCUUGGCCGGAGACAAUAUUACAGAACAGCAGAAAUCAUUUAUAGACGCCUACGCAUCAGUGAAUGGUGAAUAUAAACGUCUCCGUACGGUGUUAGAGAAGGAUGAUGGGAAAUCUUGGGAUAUUGUUAGGAAUGCUGCACUCAAAGAUCUUAAAGAAAAGUAUGUGGAUGCGAAGUUGUAUAACGAAAAGGAUGAACCAACAAAAGAACAUUUAGAACUUUUACUAUGGGCAUAUUCACCUGAUGCAGCUCGUGUCAAAAAGGUGAUACCAGAACCAAAAUCUGAGGAAGAAGAACCAAAAGCUAAAGAAAAGAAACAUAAUGAUUCUGAUAGAAAGCGGCGACACAGUGAUGAGGAAUCUCCAAGCAAGAAGAAGAAGGAAUAAUGUGAUAUGGAGCAUUUAUUAUAAUAUUAUUUUUGAUGUGAUUUUUAUUUUGAAAGUAAAUAAGAUAUUUAUAAAAAUUA